This is a messenger RNA of Lotus japonicus, 1618 nucleotides long. RefSeq names its product E3 ubiquitin-protein ligase RGLG4-like. Bases 54 to 1274 code for a protein of 406 amino acids. The transcript is spliced from 11 exons. NCBI's taxonomy places the organism in Eukaryota, Viridiplantae, Streptophyta, Magnoliopsida, Fabales, Fabaceae. The record is from RefSeq and is a predicted model, not a curated record.
GAAUACUUUCCUACUUUAGGUCUUUACUCUUGAGAAUCAGUUGAAGAUGCGAUAUGGGGAACUCUAAUGGUAAGCAGCCAGACGACGUCGUUCACUUCACCAGCAGAAACUCCGACGAGAGAAUCUCCUCCACCGCAGCAAGGUCGCCGCCGCCGGAACCACCGAAGAUGAGUGGUGAAGGAGCUUCAAGGAAACUAUCUACGAAGAAGAAGUAUGCUCUGAUUCCUGAUAACUUCACUUCCCUUCCACAGGUUACAACUGCCCUGAGGAACGAAGGUUUAGAAUCCUCAAAUCUUGUCUUGGGAAUUGAUUUCACAAAAAGCAAUGAAUGGACUGGCAAGAUCUCAUUCAAAAAUAGAAGCCUGCAUGCAAUCGGAGAUUCCCCUAAUCCCUAUGAGAAAGCCAUUUCUAUUAUUGGCAAAACUUUGGCUCCCUUUGAUGAUGACAACUUGAUUCCUUGCUUUGGCUUUGGUGAUGCUACUACUCAUGAUCGCGAAGUUUUUAGCUUUCACACUGAUGAUUCAUCUUGCCUUGGAUUUGAGGAAGUUUUGGCUUGCUAUAAGAAAAUUGUUCCAAACUUGAGACUUUCAGGACCAACUUCUUACGCUCCGGUUAUUGAAGCUGCAAUAGACAUAGUGGAGAAAACUCAUGGCCAGUUCCAUGUGUUAGUUAUUGUUGCAGAUGGCCAGGUUACAACAAAUGCCUACUCUGGAGAUGGUGAGCUCAGUUCUCAAGAGGAGAGGACAAUCAAAGCAAUAGUUGAUGCAAGUUCAUAUCCGCUUUCUAUUAUUUUGGUUGGAGUUGGUGAUGGACCUUGGGAAGACAUGAAAAAGUUUGAUGACAAGAUACCAUCACGCGAUUUUGACAAUUUUCAGUUUGUUAACUUCACUGAAAUCAUGUCUAAGAAAGCAAGUUCCUCUGAGAAAGAAGCUGCUUUUGCUCUGGCUGCUCUAAUGGAGAUACCUCUCCAAUAUAAAGCGGCCAUUGAACUUGGAUUGCUUGGUCGUAAAACAGGAAGGGCUAAGAAAAUGGUUCCAAGACCUCCUCCAGUUCCUUAUUCUCCGCCUGUGCCACGGGCUCAUUUCCGGAGUAACAUGGCAGCAUCUAUGGAAGAUGAGCGGAACCAAAUGGAGUGUGCAAUUUGUCUAACAAAUGGAAAGGAUUUGGCCUUUGGAUGUGGUCACAUGAGUUGCAGAGAUUGUGGAUCCAGGUUAAGCAAUUGUCACAUAUGCCGUGAGAGGAUCACAAGUCGUCUUAGGGUGUUUACUGGCUGAUUGCAGACUGUAAAAUCAUUACAGCUGCAUAAUUUGGCUAAAAAGAUAACUGUCUUUUGUGUGUUUGAUGGUGUGGCUUUUAAGAGUGGCGAUGGUCUUGCAUAAAAAGAUAAUUUGGCUUUAUAAGGAAUGGAUGGCCUAGGAGUGGAGACAAUUGUACAUAAACUGGACUCAAACCCACGCAUUGUGCAGUGCAGAAAAGGAUUUUGUAAUUUUGUUAGACUAUAAACGAAAAUUGUAUGCCCUGUAUGUGUCAUAACUCUCACUUUGUUAUAUGUCCCUUUCAUAGAAUAUUUGGAAAUAUCCAAACAUCAACAUGAAUGAAGGUUAUUAUUUUAACAGAA